UUGGUGGCCAUAUGUCACCCCCUGCAGUAUGUGGCCAUCAUGAACCCCCACCUCUGUGGCUUAUUGGUCCUGGUGUCAUUUCUCAUCAGCCUUUUGGACUCUCAGAUUCACUGCUUGAUGGUGUCCCAACUUAGCUUCUGCACACAUGUGGAAAUCCCUCAUUUCUUUUGUGAUGUCCCUCAGCUUCUCAGACUUGCCUGCUCUGACACCUCCACCAAUACCAUAUUAAUCGAUUUUAUUGGUGCCAUAUUCGGUGGUGUUCCAGUCUCUGGGAUCCUUUACUCAUAUACACGAAUUAUUUCCUCCGUUCUGAGAGUUGCAUCUUCAGGUGGGAAGUCCAAAGCCUUCUCCACCUGUGGCUCUCACCUGUCAGUGGUUUGCCUAUUUUAUGGCACAGGCCUUGGGGUGUACCUCAGUUCGGCUGCCUCAUCAUCCCCGAGAGAAAGUGCAGCAGCCUCGGUGAUGUACACAAUGGUCACCCCCAUGCUGAACCCCUUCAUCUACAGCCUAAGGAACAGGGACCUCAAGGGGGCGCUGCAGUGGAUUAUCAGCAGAGUAGCCUAA
Molecule: messenger RNA, 564 nt
Organism: Manis javanica (Malayan pangolin)
Lineage: Eukaryota; Metazoa; Chordata; Mammalia; Pholidota; Manidae
Product: olfactory receptor 7E178-like
Biological process (GO): G protein-coupled receptor signaling pathway
Cellular component (GO): membrane
Molecular function (GO): olfactory receptor activity; G protein-coupled receptor activity
Source: RefSeq, a predicted model, not a curated record